Molecule: messenger RNA, 6111 nt
Organism: Frieseomelitta varia
Lineage: Eukaryota; Metazoa; Arthropoda; Insecta; Hymenoptera; Apidae
Product: neuroblastoma-amplified sequence-like
Exons: 14
Coding region: 228-6008 (1926 amino acids)
Biological process (GO): retrograde vesicle-mediated transport, Golgi to endoplasmic reticulum
Cellular component (GO): Dsl1/NZR complex; endoplasmic reticulum membrane
Molecular function (GO): SNARE binding
Source: RefSeq, a predicted model, not a curated record
CUAUAAUAUAAUAAUUCCCUUAAUAAUUAAAAUUUCUCACUAGCAUAUUUGGAAAUAUUCAAACAAUUUCUAUUCGAAACUAUUUAGCUGUAUUUCAAGAUAACAGAGAAUGUAUAUGACAUUUACUAGUGACUUGUCAAAUUCUAACAGAUUUCGCUUUCAAGUCCCAAGCCUAUGUUUUUGUCAACGUAGUUGGUUACAUAGUAGGUUAUGUUUCAAAUUACGAAAUGGUUAAUUCAAACGAAUCAUCAAAUAAACCAAUACUUUAUGAGUUGUUAGAAUAUUUUAUUCGAGAGCAAGAACCAGAAUUAAUAAAAUGCAAAAAUGAUUCUAUAAUAUUGCCUACAACAGGGACAAUAAAAAAUGCACUUAGAUAUCUUAAUAACCGGUAUUCUUUACCAGAAAGUAUAUCACAACAAAUAAGUCUUACUCUACCAUGGAAAUUUGCAAUUGGAGAUCAUGGACGUUUACUUGCUAUUUUACAAGAAAAUAUCAUAGAAAUUCGAAAAGCAAAAGAUGAAUAUUCUUCAGUUGUUGGAAAAGCUUCUGUACCAAAGGAUGCUUUUCCACAAUGGCGAAAAUUAGCUUGGAGUCCAGAUGGAACAUUUUUAAUAUUGGCAUCCAGUAAUGGUUAUACUUCUUUUUACAAUGCCUUGGGAAACAAUAUUUUUAAUAUCAGUCCAAAAACCAUAUCCCAGAAUCCACAUAUUUUAGAAGCUGGUGAUGCAAUAGCUUCUAUGAUAUUUCUCAAACCAAGAAUGAAAUCUGACAAAUGGUCUUAUGAAUUUAUGUUAAUCACAUAUAGUGGUUUACUUAAAUCAUACCACAUUUCUACAACUAAUGAAUAUGAAGCAAAUUAUGAAUUUUCUUUUGGUACUUUUUAUAAAAAUGGAAUAAAUGCUGUUGUUUAUGAUGAAAAACAUCACUUAUUUUAUGUUGCUGGAAAUACCAUAACUCAGAAAUUAAUGUCAACAGCUUCAGAUAGUGGAUUAACAUCAUGGCGACCUCUAAAUGAAUAUCCGUAUUGCAAGUUAUCGUUUACUUUUGAUGAUGAAUUAAAAACCAAGUCAAUAUUUUCUAUAUGGAACAUUAUUCCCACACUAAACUUGCAACCUGAAUCUAUCAUAUUCAAAAUAAGAAUCUCCCCAAAUAAUAGAUUUUUAACAUGUUUACAUACAGAUGGUUCAAUAUCUUUAUGGAGAUUACCUACUUUAUUGAUACAGAGAAAAUGGAAAUUAUCGGAGCAACCAGAUUUUAAUAUACCUAAUCCUUUAGCACAUGCAAAAACAAAAAAAUUUCCACCAAAUGUUACUGAAUUUCAUCCAAUAGAUAUUGGUUGGUGGUCUGAAGAGGCAAUUAUAAUUGCAAGAUGUUCUGGAUCUACUUCUGUGUGUUCUACAACCGAUUUAAAGAAUCUUUUAGGCCCAAGUCCUGAAUUUUUAGCUGGCCAACCACAGAUAUAUGAACUUGGUUCAGACCGAGGUUUUUUAUGUUUAGAUUGUGAAACGUAUAUAACAAGUAAAAAACGAAAUAGAGACUCCAAUACAGAAAAUCAAACAUCAGAAGUCUCUUUGGAAAGUGAAGAAGAAAGUGAUGAAUUAGAACCAACUAGUAUAUUAAAUUACACAACGAAUUUAAUGCAAAGUACCUUGUACUCUAUCACUGACAUUGAAAGAUUUCAACCUAAAAAAAAGAAGUUAAAAGUAUUGUUUAGAACAUAUAGAAUCGUUGGACUUAAAAGUACCACGCCUGAAGAACUUUAUUCAAGAAAAAUUGAUAUAGAGGAGUAUGAAGAAGCAUUGUCUUUAGCAAACAUGUAUAAUUUAGAUACUGAUUUGGUAUAUCAAACUCAAUGGAGAAAAUCUGAAUUAUCAUUGAACGCCAUACAAGAACAUUUGAGUAAAGUUACAAAAAGAUCUUGGGUCCUACAUGAAUGCAUUAGUCGAGUCCCAGAUACCAUCGAAGCAGCGAGAGAAUUAUUAAAUUUUGGAUUGAAAGGUGCUAAUUUGGAAACUUUAAUAGCAAUUGGAACUUGUGAUAAUGGAAAAUUUGUAAUAGACAAUACUGAUGAAGAGUGGGACGAAAUGGAUGAAGCAAGCAUAAGCUUAAGACAAGUGCAAAAAAUAAAUCAAAUGCUUGAAACGAUUGACAUUAAAAAUUUAUCUGACGCUCAAAAGGAUUUAAUUAAAUACAGAAGAAAACUUCUAGACCAUUUAGACAAGUUGCUCACGUACGAAAUUAUUUUAGAUUCAUCGUUAAAGUACGAUAAAAACUUUUACGAAGAAUUUCGACAGCUUUCAGCUGUUGAAAAUGCAAUUAAAUUUGCAAAAGAUGGAGAUUGUCGGGGAGUUGAAAUUAUGUUCACUUAUCACAGUGAACGUUUGCUACCUCAUUGGUUAGCAAUUAUUAGCUUCUUUCCAGAAACUUUAAAUCCAUUGAAAUAUAAAAAACUUCUGCCAGAAUGUGACACUGAUGGACAAUUAUUUCUGCUUGAUCAAUGUGAGUUACGACAAAAAGAUUGGGCUGAGAAAACUGAAUUCAAUGAAAUAAUUAAUUUAGAAAUUGAUAACAAGUCACAAUUACUUUACGAAUAUGAUCCAUCUCUAACUAUGUACAGAAAUACAUUACUUACAUCGGAAUUGUUACAAAAAUGGUACGAGUCGCGAGCUUACCAAAUCGAAAGAAAUAGUUGUAUGAUCGAUAAUGCUUUGCAGUUAAUAAAAAUUGCCAAAUUACAUAAUAUUAAUGGAUUAGACAAUUUAUUAUUAGAUUUGGAAACUUUAGAUGAUCUCAUUUACAAAGUUUAUAUAGAAGAUCUGUCUUUAGAUCAAUUACAAAAGUUAUCUAAUUUGGAAAAAAUUAAAUUGUUAAUGAGUAUGACUAAUGAAAAAAAUUUCAUUGAGGAUAUAAAAAAUUUUCUUUUGCCGUUUAUAAAAAGGAGACAUCAGUAUCUGGGUGGAGAAUUACAGAAACAUUUAUUUAGUGAUUACUUAAUAUGUAUUAGUAAAGAAGACCUGAAGUUAUCAGUUAAACUUUUUCAAUAUUUAAAACACUCUCACGAUAAUGAGAUUUUACAAAUGAUAGAGAAUAUUGCGACUUUAGCGUUGGACUGUAUAUACGCUUGCGAUGAUCCUAAUAUGUAUGAAAAAGCAACAUGCAUUGUAGAGUCCAUCACUAAAGAUCGUAAUAUAAGAUCAGGUGCCGUAAACACUUUGUUAGAGGAGCUUGAUAAAGAACUUGAAUGUACAAAAAUCUUAAAUAAAUAUGGUGUUAAAACUACAUUGAAUGCAUUGCGAAAAAAUAAGAGUAAUCCUGAUGCUGCAAAGCAACUACUGAUUCAAAUGGCAAGAAGUUUAAACAAACGAAUAUCACCUCCAGAUGAGAAACAGUGGGCAGAAUUAUUGAAUGAAAUGUUAGAAAUUCAUGGUCUAAUUUUUACAUCUGUUGACAUAGAAAUUUGUUUUGAAAUUUGCGUAUCAGCGCGCUUAGUAUCGGGAGUUAAAUCUAAUAUACAAAAUUGUGCUGCUCUAAUUGAGACUAAGGAAAAUGAACAAUCUUUAUUGAAAGUGUCUUACGAAAAAACAGUGAACUUAAUUUUAGAUGCUAGUAAGGAGUAUUUCAAUAGUUCCAAAUCUUUAACUGACUCUAAUAUGGAAUUAGCUAGAGCUUGCCUCCAUCUAAUUGUAGAUCAUAAUGUACAGAUAAAAGAAGAGUAUGAUCUCAUUAACUCGCUCCAAAUUUUGAAUGAAUUCGAUAUUGAUAUAUUACCACUUCAAGUGCGAUUAAUGCAAGACAGAUUACAAUUAAUAAAGGAUUGUUUAAAUAAAAGAGAAGAUGCUUAUAAGAGCCGUCAAAGAUUAUUAACCUUAGCAUAUUAUUUACGAAUAGAAAGGAAUAGCAGCAAAAUGUUAGAAGGAAAGAUUUUGGAAUUAAUUGCAAAAAAAGCACUUGAGGUAAAAGAUUUUACUGUCUGUGCUGAAACUUGUCAGCAAUUGAUGAAAAAUAACUACAUUCCUGCCUGGACCGUUGCUUUAGAAUUAGGGUUUUGUGAGGAUUAUGAAGAUUUAAAAACUAGACAAAAAUGUUUAUGGUUUGCAAUAAACAAUGGACCUAGCGAUAUAUUGAGCAAAGCAUUAGAUCAGAUACAUUUAAUAGAAAUACAAACAUUACAUAAAAAUUUAGAGUUAUGGAUACCUCAUGACUCAUUCUCUGAUGAUUUUAAUGACGCCGAUAGUGAAGAGGAAUUUAUAGAUGCAUUAACUACUCCGCAGAUAGAAACUAAAGAAUUUGUUCCAAAAGUUUUAGAAGCUUCAACUGAGAUAGUAAAAACUUCUGCAAACAUUAUGAAAGAUUCGACAUUUGGUUUAAUAAAAAACAUAAGUGACACAAAUUUUUGGAAAUCUAGAUUAAAAUUUAAUUUUUUAAAUAAUCGGAAUAACGACACAGGAUAUGAAAAUCCCAUAGAAGUUGAUGAUGUACAAAGUUUCCCAUGUUUUUAUGAAAAUUUACAUAAAAAUUGUAAGCUCAGUGAAUUUGACACAAAAUAUGUAAAUUAUUCUAUGCCAGAUUUACAAAAUACACAGCUCCAAUGCUGUCGGGCUCUUUUAAGGAUAACUAUGUUGAACGAAUCUUCUUGUUAUGGUUUAGAAGUGAGUGAUAUUAAUCACUUGUUUUUAGAAUGUGCAAAGUACACUAUACAGCAGGAUUGGUUACUGGGCAUGGCAUAUUUAUUUAGUGUACAAAAAAAGUAUAUAAAAGAAGUACACAAUGUUUUAAUAGAAUUGCCACAAACAAUGUUGUACAUUCAAACUUCAAUGUAUUAUUAUUGUUUGGAAUUACAUAAGAGCUUAUAUAAAGAUUAUUAUUUUACAAAUUUGUAUCUAUUUGAUCCAUUGAGCUUAAUGUUGAAAACGAUGAAUAUAGCACAUAAAUGCAAACGAUUUGAUAUUUAUAAACCAUUUAAAUAUUGGCAAACAUGUUUAUUUAAAAACUACGGAAUAAAUAAGACAGAAUUUCUUGAAUCAAAUCAAGAAGCAAAAAAUGAUAGUGCGACUGAAGAUAAUAAAGAGUCAGAUGAAUUUAAUAUUGCACAAAUUCAAAGUUCAAGUAUAUCUAUUGAAAAACCAGAAAAGAAAGAAAUAAAAGAAAAUUCGUCACACAUUGAGGAAACUAAUAUUAAAAAGAGUUUAUCUGAACUUGAUGACAAAAAUGAUGUAGAAUGGACAGAUAAUUGGGGCAACUUCUCGGAUGAAGAUAUAAUAGAACAUGUAGGAAACAAAAAACAUAUUUUAAAUCAGGAACUGUAUAUAGAGAAUAAUACUUCUUUACUAAAAGAUAUAGGAGAAUGUACGACCGAAAAGGAUCGCUUUGAAGCUUUUGAAAAAAUAUUUAAUAAAAUACGGAGUGUUGAUCAUUUUCAUGAAGUAAAAGCAUUGUUACUGCAAUGGCCAAAAUUUAAAGAUCCUGAAUAUACAAAAAUUAACAACCAUCCAAUUUUAAGAAUGCUGAAAAUAGCUAAUGCUUAUAUCACUGAAAAAGAUAAAAAUAAAAAUAGCAAACAAAUUUUUGGAGAAUAUAAAGAGUUAAUAAAAGCACUGUCUUCAAUGAAUGUACUCAAAGAAUUCUUAAACGCAGAAGAAAUUCCACUUGAGCACGCAAUUUAUAUUAGAUUGAAUAUAGAUGAUCCAGAAUUUCAUGAAGAAGCAAUCAACAUUCUCAAAGAAAAAUAUAAAGAAUUGACAGUAUCGGCACCCAUACUAGAAAUGUUAUUUUCGAAAAAUUUGACGGCAUCCUUCGACUCGAAUCACGAAAUAUUUAGUCGAAUUAUUGAACAUGUGCUGGUAAAUCGAUCUUUAACAGAUGUAAAGGAAAAUGCAGAAAUUCUUAUACAAGAAUUAAAGAAAAGGAAAGAUAUUGCACAUGCUUUAUGCAUAAUUAGAGUAAUGGAAGAUAUACCGCCAUCUUUAUCUACGUUUAGUACUUGUUACGAACUUCUUAUGAGAAAAUGAAUAUUUAUUCUUUCUUAUAAAAUUUAAUAUAUGUAAAAUAAAAAUAUAAAACGCGACAAAAUGCAAUUAAAAAUUUCAUUAAAAAUUUCAAAAUACUAUUUUA